AUGUAUGCCCGUGGAAUUCUCUUUGGAAAAAUGAAAUAUGAGCUGGGAGACCACAGCUAUGUCAAAUGCCCAGAGAACCAUUUUGUUGCGGACCUGGAAUUCAAAACCAGGGGUUACUUCUCCGGGACAUAUAAUGCCAUUGGAGGUACGAUCAAAAAUGACGAAACCGGCGAGGUGUACUAUGAACUAUCAGGUCUCUGGAACGGAGAAAUGUUCAUAAAGGAUGUCACGACUGGACAAAAGGAACUACUCUUUAACGCUACACAUGCAAAGCACACUCCCCCUCUAACUCGACCCCUUGAAGAACAAUCAAGCCGCGAGUCCCAAAAGCUUUGGCGCAGCACCGUUCAAGCGUUGCUAGAGAGGAACCAGGACCUUGCAACCGAAGAGAAGACUAAGAUUGAAGACCGUCAGCGAGAAGAAGCUGCUGCUCGGGCUAAUGAAGACAUCGAAUGGAGACCCAAGCUUUUCCGUGCCGUUCAAGGAGGUCCCGGAGGGUCUGAAGAAGGAAGAGAGAACCUUGACUGGAUUAUAAAUGCCCACAUUGAUCCUCAUAACCCUUCUAAGGCUGUAGAGCAAAUCCUCGCAUUCACUGCGAUUCUCCCUGGCCAAAAAGUAAACCACGAACUUGAUAUUCCCCCACAAGCGCCAAAAUCAGUAAAACCCAGCCAGGUUCAGGAAUCACUUCUUGACCUUGACAGUAAUGAUGCUUCGCCAGGGAAUGCACAGCACAAUCCCCAGCCUUCCGAGGAUCUACUCGGGAAUCCUGUUAAGAACCAUAAUGGAAGUAAUAACCCUGCCGGUGUAGGCGCUGGCUCUGGCAUGAUGGCUCCUCUCCAGCCGAGUAUGUCAACCAACAAUACGGCGCAGCAGAAGCCCACUCCGAACCCCGGUAUGGGUGGACUUUUUGAUGCCAAACCUUGA
Messenger RNA from Trichophyton rubrum CBS 118892, 924 nucleotides. RefSeq lists its product as uncharacterized. Gene Ontology annotation, cellular component: cortical endoplasmic reticulum; cytosol; intracellular membrane-bounded organelle. The transcript is spliced from 3 exons. The record is from RefSeq and is a predicted model, not a curated record. Gene Ontology annotation, molecular function: sterol binding. NCBI's taxonomy places the organism in Eukaryota, Fungi, Ascomycota, Eurotiomycetes, Onygenales, Arthrodermataceae. Bases 1 to 924 code for a protein of 307 amino acids.